UCAUGUUUGCAGUACCAUAAAUCUGUCUCCCUUGAAGGCAGGCGCCUGCAAUUCCCAAUUCGGAGCACUUUCUUUUUGUUUUCUUUUUAAUUAUUAUCAGAGCGUUGAAAUUUUCGUUGCCACUGCCACAGCCUGGGGCCAUGCCCUCCUAGAAUGAAGCAAACAAAUUCCAAAGACAACCUUCAAUUCCCGGCAAAACCUUAUCCUAUCAAACACCACAAAUUACCUAAAGACUAACAAAAGCUUCCCACAUUUCCCACCUCACAAAAAACCAUGGCAGCCCUUCAUUUCACCCCAUCUCCUUCCUUCAUCCUAACCAGACAUAAACUACCCACCGAGGUCUCUUCUUUUAAGCUCCACUACAAAGCUGGCAGAUCCUUGAAGACUGUAGUUAGGUCCUACAAAGUGGUGAUUGAGCAUGAAGGUCAAUCCACGGAGCUGGAGGUGGAAUCAGAUGAGACCAUACUAUCCAAGGCAUUGGACUCUGGAUUGACUGUGCCUCAUGAUUGCAAACUUGGGGUGUGCAUGACUUGCCCAGCAAAGCUAAUAAGUGGCUCGGUUGAUCAGAGUGAUGGUAUGCUCAGUGAUGAUGUGGUCGAGCGAGGGUAUGCGCUGCUCUGCGCAGCCUAUCCAAGGUCAGAUUGUCAAAUUAGGGUUAUUCCUGAAGAGGAGCUUCUGUCACUGCAACUAGCAACAGCUAAUGACUGAAUGUUGUAUGCUUAAUGUUUAAGUGAAGAACUUUGAUGUCACAUAUUGAAUCUCAGUUCAAUCUUUAUCAUUAGCUUAUUUUU
Populus euphratica (Euphrates poplar) is the source of this 791-nucleotide messenger RNA. Its product is annotated as ferredoxin, root R-B2. Gene Ontology annotation, biological process: electron transport chain. Gene Ontology annotation, cellular component: chloroplast. The record is from RefSeq and is a predicted model, not a curated record. Gene Ontology annotation, molecular function: 2 iron, 2 sulfur cluster binding; electron transfer activity. The coding region runs from base 274 to 708 and encodes 144 amino acids. The transcript has a single exon. NCBI's taxonomy places the organism in Eukaryota, Viridiplantae, Streptophyta, Magnoliopsida, Malpighiales, Salicaceae.